Dermacentor silvarum is the source of this 16108-nucleotide messenger RNA. RefSeq names its product KICSTOR complex protein SZT2. The transcript has 67 exons. Bases 422 to 12298 code for a protein of 3958 amino acids. Gene Ontology annotation, cellular component: peroxisome. Lineage: Eukaryota; Metazoa; Arthropoda; Arachnida; Ixodida; Ixodidae. The record is from RefSeq and is a predicted model, not a curated record.
CCAAUUUUGUUCUUGUUUUUUUCUCUCUGUUGCACCGAGCUCGGCGCGUAUGCUGCUGGCUCCCAAAUGUGCGGGCAGCGGGUGUCGACUGAUCUCCUUCGGCGAGAUAUCCGAGAGUAAUCGCGCUCUAAUCUUUCUCUCCCUCCCCUUCUCUCUCAGUUCUUUUUGCUGCCAGCCGUGUUUGUCUCGGGCGGCGCUUAUCAACUUUCUCCCGGGCUCCGUGCUCGCAUAGCGCGCUCGCAAGCUGCGCGAUUGUUUCUCGCUCUGUCGCCGGUCGUUCGGCGUCUGGAUGUCCGAAAGCCACGCUGCAACAAUGCCCUUUUGAAAGCUGUUUUCUGUGCUCGCGCCUCAUGGUCUUGUCGUUGCAGCGGCAAUAUGUGACCCUUGUUGCGCGUUGAUCGGUUCCUGACCGGCGCCUGCGAUGUUUGCCGUGUCCAAAUCGCAGGGAUCUCCACCGACGCUGGAGGCGGACUGCGUUUACGUGCAGAUGAAGAAGCAGUACCGCGUGUCGAGGUACAUCAGGGCGCAGUGGUUUGUCAACCAGAUCGGCAAAGUCAUCCAACUCAAGCAUCCCUGCGAGAACGACAUCGCAGAGGAGGUUGAGGUUCUGUCAGCUCUUCCGAGAGACAAGCCAACUGGAUGGCGACCAAACAGAGCACAUGAGUUUGCGUAUUUGGUGACACCGGCUACCAAGGUCACUUUUCUUGCCAAAAAGUACCGCUUUGUCUUCUGCCUCGACCUCAGUGUCUCCAUCGCAAAUGUGGACAUCCGGAGUGAAACAUUCCUGUUUGAUGAGGUGUUUGCAACGCUUUCGAAAUGUGUCGAGAAACUUGUAAAGCCUUUCAAUGUUCCGGGGAGCUGCGUGGUGUUCCAGCCCGAGAUCUACGUCACCGUCAUUGCAUACAUCCCACACUAUACCCCGUCGGUGCAGCAGGUCCUAAUUCAAGGAUGGCCGUUGACGCCAGACAACUGUGCCUUGUUCCUGAGCAAGGUGUCGACUGGACUGAGCGAGAUCUGCAUUGUCCUGGCUGAAGCGACGGCGGGCGUUGCUGAACUCCACGAUCAACUCCGGCUCCAGUCCGAGAAGUUGACGGGAGGCCUGUUCGAGGAAAGUGAUGAGCAGGCAUGCACCACACCCCUCGUCAACAUGGUGUCCUCGGACAUGAGCACAUUGAGCAUGCUCCGGUACGGCAUGCUGGCUCUUCAGCUGCUGCCAGAAAACAGCAGUGCAGGCAUUGUGGUGAUCACUGACGGUGUGAUCAGCGUGCCCAAUAGCCAGCAGCUGGAGCUCCUGCUCGGCAGCCUGCGGGGCGGCACUGUGGCCUGCUCCUUCCUGCACCUCGGCGGCGGCUACCACGCCCAGAGCAGUCUCGGAUAUGUGCCGUACGACGACCUGAUGCGCUUUAUUGCGCGCGCCACUUUCGGUGCCUACCUCAACAGCGGCUCCCUGGUUGGACCGGACGAAAUUGAAGGGUCAACAGGCACAGAGAACAUAUUCCACAGGGCACUGCUCUUCUGGAGUUUUCAGGAGGAAUUCAUCAAUCAGCGACUUGAGCUGGCCAAAGACGCCGGAAUGCAGUACAAGCUGCUGGCUUGCAAGGGCAACACAGCAUUUGAGCCGAACCAAGGUUGUAUGCCGCAGCUACGCAAGAAGAGCUCUGAUGGCAGCCUCAACACGUCGUUGUCGAGUGUCCUCUCCUGCAAGCUUCGUGAAGGCUACGCCCUGCGGAGCAUCUCUACAGCUAAAGGAGAACUGGAAAUCAAGCUGGUGCUUCCAUGGAAAUUCGAUGUCAACAUCGAGUAUGUUGUCAUGGUUCCGUGGCAGUCCUCAAGCAAGAAUCGGGAUUCGUCGGGGAGCGGCUCGCAGCCUAAGCAGCGGGCGGGCUGCAAGUUUGAGGUGUGCGUGGAGGCCAGCUAUGACUUCCUGCAUGACGUCACAUGCGAGUACUUCAAGCCCAACAAGACCCGCAGCCCCUUCCGCCUCAUGGUGGCCCAGCAGUACUGGAAUGCACUCAAGAACAUCUCGAGUACAGACCAGCUCCUGGUACACCUGCACUCUUUCAACCAGAAUCCAGUGAACUAUUCGGUGCCCGAAAGUUUCCGCAAUGGUGUCCCUGUCUUUGUGAUGCCUCCUAACUCUUCAGGCCAUCCGGUCCUCUCCUCCAACGUGAAGAACAACAGCGCGUACGCACCUUUUGUGCACUUCUGGAAGCCAGUGUGCAUGUUGGACAUCAGCAUCUGGCAGCGCUGGAUGCACAUGCACCGUGUGGGCAUGCUCCUGGAGCAUGACCUGCCACUGCCCAAGCACCUGCAGCAGCCCAACAGCAGUGGCCGCUACGACUCUGUACAAUGCCGCCAGGCCCUGCACCGCCUGUUGGCCCUGCUCCGGGAUCGUUCCAGCUUCGUGCUGGCCGACGGCCAUUCUUAUGUCACCUUCCUUGGGGAAAGUGACAAGCCGCCGGUGUCGUUCUACGUGACUCGGGUGACCUACAAGGCGCCCUGUGUGGUGAUCCGAUUUGCCUUCCUGGGUGGCACACCGGGUGAACAGCGCAAUGUUAUUGUGAAGGACCUGACUCAGCAGAUCCUGAGUCUGGAGCUGAGCAAGCGUGUUGCCAAGGAUGCUCACUCGGAUGGCGGCCUCUGCAUCCGGCCUCCUGUGCCACGAACCUAUCGUAAGGCCAGCUGCUGCAUCCUCUUCCGCAAGCCCCUCGAAAGGAUUCUCAUCAGGCAUGAGAAGAUUCCGAAGGACAUUCUCAGCCCCGUUGUGGCGCUCAUGGACGUGACACUGGCGCAUCCUCUCCUGCACACCACUCCGCAUCUGCACCGGCACUCUAGCAGCAGCGGCAGCGGCUCGGCCGCGCGCAAGGGAAACGGCAUCACUACUGUCGUGGACCCGACAGGCCAGCUGAGCCGGUAUCUGCACCAUCGGCGGUGGAUCUGGACUGUGCAGCGGCUCCCCAGCGUGCCCCUUCCCCUGCACGCCAUCACCCGUAUCCUCAAGACGCUGGCCAAGAUGCGUCUUGAAGAAGGCUUUCAUUUUGCCCACUCAAGCUCGGGCAUCUUGAACAUGGCCUUGGAGAUUGAAAUGAAGAAUACGGUGACAGGGGACUCCUCAGAAGCCUCUUUGCUUCCAUGUGUGGUGCAGUACAUGCUGUUUCCUCCUCACUCGAACACCACUAUCCGGGAGAGCCUCUCGGAUGACGAGGACAAUGAGAUGGAGACGGCGGAGGCAGACGGUGAGCUGCAAUUGGUCAGUGAGUGCUGGGUGGAGCCACAGUGUGGCGUCGUCGUAAACUGCCCCGUCUCCAGCUCCUACCUGGAUGGCAAGCAGUACACCGAGAUCCCAAAAGCUCUCUUCGAAAUGGAUUUCGAGUGCCUCUCGUCGCUCAUCACGCUGGAGCAUCUGAACCUGAGCUGCCUCAAGCCAGAGCUGGCAUGUCCAGGGAGCGCACAUGCGCAGCGCGCACCGCCACCGACACCACCGGUCACGCCUACCCUGGCUGGAGUCCAGCCAUCUUUCGUGUCCCGGUCCACACCUGACAUCACACUGUCACAGAACAUGCCCUUGCUCCCACCGGUGGCCCCAGAGCCAGCUGUGAGUGUGGUGCCAUUCCCAUUCAGCAUCAUGAAGUUGCUGUCCAAAUGCCAGCAGACCGAGAUCCUCUUCUCCACCUUCAUCCAAGAGCUGAGGCCCCUUGGAGGGGACGGUGGGAAGAACCACCCGGUGGACUGCGAGGGUCGUCCGCGUCCUCAGCCCAAUGACCUUCUCUACGAGCAGCUGCUGGACAACCUGCAUGCAAUACAUGACCGCGAAGUGCCUCUUGGGCUUGAGGAACAGGCUCUGCUGCCGAACGAGAUUCACAACCGCCCACGCGACCAACAUGCCUACCCUGUGCCAUUUGCUGUGCCCCCUGUGCAGGCAACGCCUGUCGCCUGGCGUUGCUUCGUGGCCAGCUUUUCGAGUGCCAACAGCACUGCCGGAAGCAGCCCUACUACUCCCAUUUCGCACGUGGUUCUCACCUUUAUUCCUGCGACGUUUGAAAACCUCCAGCGCCUUAUGAUGUGCCCAGACGACGAAGUCGCUUCGCUGGGGGCUGAGGUUCAUCACAGUCAUGGCGGUCGCUGUACCAGCGGUGUACCCAAGGACUAUGCUGUGUUGCAGACCGAGUCAUCGUCCGAGCCAGUUGCUACCAGCAGUGCUGACCGCGAGGCUCUCACGUCAUCUGCUGCAGAGGAUCCUGCUGCCGGCGAAGUGUGUGAUUUGUACAAUGCAGCGGAAUCUCAAAAUUUUCGGCAGCUGACAACUUCGCACUCCGACCCAGCACUGUCUUCGCAUGGAGCCGAGAAGCAUGAGUUGCUGCCACGGCAACGAUCGGCUGACUUGCCAGACUUAGGCAGCCAAAGUCAGUGCAGGACUUCAACGCCGUGCCCGCCUGUUGCGAGGGACGACGAUGGCAGCACAUCUCCCAAAUCGCAGGAAGCCAAAGGGGCUGCUCGGCGCCUGGUGUCUGUGAGUCUUCCGGUGUACGUCUACGAUGCGCCAGUGUCAGCUGUGAUUGGCCGACUGGUUUACCAGGGUGGCGUGAGGCAGUGGAAGGACACGUACCUUGACCUGACAACCCGGUCAGAAGAGAACAUGCGGGCUGGAUCAGAACCCAGUUGGGUGGAAUGCAAGGCAGAUGGCUCGGAAGGCUCACCUUACAAGACUAUGUCACCAGAGCCCAAGUCGGAUGACUCUGAGCUUGGCAGUGACCGCUUUCCAGCGAGGAAGCACUGUUCGCGCCUGCGCAAGGCUUUCUCCAAAAGCUUUGUUUAUGGCGUGUUCAGAGCCCUUUGUGAGGGACUCCCCGUGGACAUGCAAGAUGUCUCAACCGUUGUGGAGGAUGCUUGCGAGGAGACAGCGCUCACUCUCGACAUCACGGAAUUCAUCCAAGCAAUCUGCGGCCACACUCGCGACUUCCGCAUCAAGUCCACUGUGGAGCACUCCCACCGCACGAGCACUGGGGCUUUUCGACAGGACGGCACUAGCAGCAAUGAGGCCAGUUGUGAAGGUGCUUUGGUUAUGCCCGUUGAAGAAGCAGAUGCCACCGCCAGUGCAGAUGAAAGUUGUCGCCCUUCGGGUGAUGGGGUGAGCAGCCUGUUCCCGGUGAACCUGCUCAAACGCCAUCACCCGUGCGACGUUGUACAGCAGCUCCACCUGAGCAUUAAGCAGCGCUUCCAGGAGCUGCUUGAGGAGGUGUUCCAGCGCAUUCCUUCGCACCCAGAUUACUACUACUUCUGCCCGCCAUGCCAUGCACGAACCAUGUGGGGGCUGACCGAAGGGGCCAGCGGUGGUGUUCCCCGCAAUGCCGACGCAAACGCUGAGGAAGAGGGAGCGCUGUGCGACUGGGAUGACACUGACACGGACCGGUCUCACAAUGUCGAGUUCUCCAUGGACGCUGAGCCUGCCCCUGACACUGGCCAAUCAGGUGAUGAGAAGGGAGCAGCUGCAGCACUUUCUAAGGUGGGGAACGCUGCUGCAACUGAGAUCACGAGCAUCGAGUCGUGUGCCGGGUCGGCACGAUCACCCCCUUCGCCGGGCGAGGAUGAUUCUGGUGACGAGGACGAAGAAGACGAGGAGGAAGUGAUGGAGACCAUUCGAGAGGCAGAGCCCAUGGUUCCACCCCUGUUCGCCCACCUGACGUGCUUGGUGACAACCAAAUCGGGCUGUGGGUCAUGCUCGCUGACCUCGCUGCCGACCUGCCUUGGGGAAGUGAUCAGCUGUCUUGACGAGUCCCAGCCCGAGGUGGACCUUGAAAGCAUCAAAAUCCGACUUGACUUUCUCUGCCUGACAUUGCCCCCGGACGUUGAGAAGCUAUCACCUGGUGAUGCACGCCUGUCAUCAUCAUCCAUCAUGUUUGAUUCAGAACGACAGCGCCAAGAUGACGAUGCUGAAAGCAUCGCCUCCAUUGGCUAUCAGCUGGAGGCUGCGAGGGACCCACUUCACCACUUGCCCGAAUUCCAAAACGAAGUCAUCAGCAGGUGCAUUGAAAAGCUGAAGUGGAUGCUGAAGGACGAGAUGGCCUCGGCUGCCCUCAACAGCUUCCCGCUGACAGCGGAGGCGUUGCACAUGGUCGCAGAACACGUUCGCAGCACUGCGGAGGCGCGCACCACCACACGUUUGCAUGCCACUACCGGCGCGCCUGGGUGCCAGGUGCAGAAGGUGCCACUGCAAUUUGUCUUUGGGCCUGAGCAGAGUUUUGGAAAGUUUCUGCAGGAGUUCAAGCACCUGACACUGCCAGGCUACCAGCUGGAGCAGGUGGACAAGGAUCACUACUGCGUUGUCCUUGACGACAAGGAUUCCAAGGUGGUGCGGAGGCCCUUUGGGUCGCUCGUGCCUCCCCUUGGGUUAUCAGAUGAAGAUGAGUCCGGGGACGGGGGAGCGCCACAUACGUCGUUCCGAGCCUGGCGACGGCAAACUGGGAAAAGCGCACGGACAAAGAGCGCCGAGCGUCGCCUGGAACGAGCAUCAUCACUACCGCUGGACUCUUUGGUGAUACAAGAGGACCCAAAGCCAGAAGGUCGGACUCCAGGGGCGUCGUGUCCGCUGGAGUUACUCGACCUGCGACGGAAGCUUCAGGAGGAAGCUGAGACUCUCGAAGCAGACAGCGGUACGGCUGAUCACGCUGCCAAUUUGUCAUCAGAGACCAUUGUCCAGGAGCAAAAGGCGGCAGAGAGCCAGGAAACAGCUGAAGCUCCUGCAGAGCUCGUGGACGAGAGUGGCUCCUCAGAACAGCAAGACGGUGGGUUCCGUGAUCGCACUGACAGCCUGGCAUCAUCCCUGGGCCAUGGCAUGGCGUUCCGACCACCACAACACCUGCUGGAGUCAACACGCUCCACGCCCAACCCACUUAGCGAGGUUGGCGGGCAGAUCAGCAACACCGAGGAUGGCUAUGACGGUGACAGCAGUGAAUCGGACAGUGACCGUGACUGGAUGAAUGCACUGGAGACCCAGCGUUCCCACCUGCCUCCCUUCUGGCUGAUCCUCUGCCCAUUUCUCGACCAUGUGGACAUCUUUUUCCACGUUCGAGAGCAGCCAGGUGAGAGUACAGAACUCAGACAAGGCUUGGUUGUGUUUGAAAGCAUUGUGGGGCUGAUCCAGGACACCUGCAAGAUUGUCAAUCAGAUCCUGCUGCUUCAACAUCUCAACAACACACGCAUGUGCAAUCGGCUGCUUGUGCCUGAAGCAUCUGAGGAUAUCUGGAACCGAGAGUCUGAGAUUGAGCCCAACAACAGCACGGCAUCAGUGUAUGAUAAUGAUGGUUCUGGAGAGGGCCACGGCGAUUACCUGGAGGCAACGCUCAAGUUCAAGCCGGGGGCCUUUGACUGCAGCAUAGUGUGGUCCACCCACUUCAGUCUCCACCCUCGGCUCAACACGGGAACCGGAACCGGACGCAGUGGCAUUUCUCGAGGUUUGCAAGCCCUGAGAGCUGUGCUGACUCAGUUUUCGGUGAAUAACCGCAAGAACAUGUUUGUCUACCAGGAGAUCUCGGGUUCCGUUUUCUACUUGCGGCUUCACGAAGUGCCCUGUCAUGGACGACAUGGCCGUGCCGAAGAUGAUGUGUCAUUUUCAGGUUCAAGGAGCUCCUCUCUGGUCAGCUUGGUGCAGAAGAAAGCAGCCUGUGAUCAGGACGAGGAAUUUGACUUCCGACCCCGGUUGAGCUCCGGUCACUCGGACCGGGACCAGUCUCACGAUACAGUCAGCGUGACGUCGCUUGCCUCGGGCAGCCGCAGCAAACCACAGCAGUGUGUCGUCAUGAAUGUGCACGGAAUCGUCCAACCAGGUUUUGCCAUCAAAGAGGAGCUAGUCUCAGCCAUGCAGAAUCGUCUGGAUGAUGCAGUCUUGGAAGUCCUCACAACCACCUUGGCACGAAACCCUGCGUGCAAUCUCACCAUUGACGAUGUCCAGUUCAUCCAGAAGCCCCAGAAGGAGCCGACAACACAGCUGUACUGCACAGUUCAGGCCCAGCUGCUGCCCUACCUACAGGCACUGAUGGAAUAUUUGCGCCAGGACUUGCACACUUUCUUGCCAACACCCAAAUACACCGACCCAAAACCGGAGAACCAUUUCAAGCCAUAUGUGGAGCACCCUGCGCAUGCGUUGUGCCACAAGGACGAAGAUGUCUUCCUCUUCAACCGAUUCAUGACCAGGGGCACUCCCAGCAACGGAAUUGCCUGCAUCAUACUGUCUGUGGUAGACGCCCAGGGACGGCCAGUGCAGUUCUUGAACAGCCCACUGCUCAAAGCGGGCGCCUUCAGUGGCACCGAACCACCUACUGAAUACCAGGAGGUGUCGUUCCUCUCUCGUGAGGAAGUCAGUGAUGCCAGUGCCGAUGGAACGCCUGGGCCCAUGGCGAUGAUCCGCUUCCAAGUGUGGUGUGUGGGCAAGGACUACCAGGAGCAUCUGGUGCAGCGUCUGCAGAGCACGGUGCAGCAUGCCUACUGGGAUGUCCUGAUGGAGUACCGGCUUCUCACCUGUCCCGUCUUCCAUGAGGCCUACGAGGAGGGAGAGCCCGCCUGCUUCAGCGAGCCUCCAACGCCCGUGAAAGUGCGCAGAACAGGUCGUGUCCUUGCUGAACAAGCACGGGACAAGCCUUUCCUGUUCGGCAUGUUCGCAUCCCGGGGCAAGGAGAUGUCUUCUUCCGUGCCCGAUGUCUCUGAAAAAGUCAAAUCGCCCAAGGAAAACCCAACUGAGUUCAAUUUCUCCGAUUCACUGUUUGCCGAUGUUGCACCGUCUCUGCCGCCUGGUAGCGCCAAGGGCCCCAUGCGUUCCAUGGAAGCGGAGUUUCUUGCAUCCGACAACUGGGCCUCGAGCAGCAGCAAGAAGCUCAACGCCAUGUUUCAGCACGGUGUCCACGGGUUUCUUGAAGGCGGUGUUCAAAUCCGCGUCCCCAGCUUGGUGGUGCAUCGCUGCACCGUCAAGGCUCGACGGGCAGUCCCGCUGAUCCUGAAGGAGUUCCAGAAUGGCCUCAAGAACCUGGCGCCUGAAAUAUCGCUCACCAUGUUCACAGAGGAAGGCACGAGGCGCCCAAGCCGGCCCACAGAAUUCAUCCACAUCAACCCGCUCGUUAAGCAUGCCAUGUUUCCGGAGAAGUACGCUGAAACAGCUGUUCCUGGCAGCCAGCGGUGCUUCAUUGUCGUUGGUCGAGACAUGGCCCAGUGGAAGGCAUUCAUGGGGAUCUCAAGCUUGUCCACCUACCUUGAGAACAACCGGACGACCAAAGGCCACAAGUCCACUCAGCUUUUCGAGCCGCACAUGCUGCCAGUGACAGCAUCUCUUGACACACCUGCCCUCUGCCGAACGCCGAGCACGCCAUCAUCAGUGCCACCAACCAUCGUCGCACCGCCAGAGAAGGCCAAAAACGCCGUCACUGCUGGGGCCGAUGCUGGGGAAACUCGGCAGCCAGCGUUGAUACCCAGGCAGCGGCUACUCUUCUUGCGAGUUGAGGACAAAUCUUUGACCCUUUACCUGUACAACUGGACCUCCGACCAGGGCCAGGAGCUCUUCAAACUGCUGGGCCACUUGGUCGAGUGGCAGGACCUGCGUAACGACUUCUUGCGCAGCAUCGCUGUACAGAAGAUGGGGCUGUUCUUCCAUCAACCAUCGGCAAGCACCGCCUCUCCAUGCCUGCGACAGCAGCCGCAGCAGCAGCAGCAGCAGGCAACCACUGGCCAUCAGCUGCACAGCAUGGCUGUGGCAACGCAGACACCGACAUCCGGCACGCCGAGCCACCUGUGGGCUUUCCUGGACCACAUGAUCUCGCGCCACAACCCUCCGAGUCGGCACCAGGAAACCACGGCUGCGGCGACGAGGCUCGCAGUGCACAAUCUCGUUGGGCAGGUCCUGCGGGGCGUCAAGCCAAGGACGCCCAUGCAGGCGGCCCCGUACGCGACCUGCGACGACCCCGUGAUCCGCCAUGGGCGCCAGGUGCAGGAGAUGCGAGGACUACGACGAAGGGAACUUGUGGAAUUCCACCGCAUCUACGACGACAAGGGCACCAGUGCCAAUCUUCUUGUCAUGGAGAAGAUGCUGACCCAGGUGAAGAAAGAAGCUCGCCUGGUGCACUACUGCCUGACGCCACUGCUUUUCAGCCCAACGUGGCGGCUCAAGGUUGCCCAAGUGCGCGACCACACCCUCGAGGCUGCCAUUGCAUCUGGCCUGCCGUCCGACUGCCCCGUUGCACAUGAUCAACCACCUGCCGGCCAGCGCACACGACACAGCUCCGGCGGGAGCCAGAAGAGCAUUGGUGGAGAUGCAUCCAAUGCCGCGGCCUCGCGGCGGAUGCGCCGUGCGAGUGGGGUGCCCUCCGUCACCUCGGGGGGAAGCGGCGGAGGCGGCGGUGGGCAGCCGUCAUCACCCAAGCAGCACCGACGGUCCACCAAUGAGGAGACGUGGCACAUGACGGUGUGCAGCCAUUACAUCCAGGAAUACAUCCAGUACCUACAGAACCUAGGAUUCAUGGCCAUCCAGACCAAGCACACCGCGUCGCGUAAAUCCAGCACAAUGUCGGUGAGGAGGCGCGAGUCGGACGCCAGCAACAAGCGCCAGAACGUGGGGGCCCUGUCUCUCGGCGAGCUACCACGCCACUGCCUCUUCCAGUGGCACCUGGGAGGCCUGUACUUCUUUGAGGUCGGCUUCUGCGACCCCUACGUCUCGUGCAACCUCUUUCUCGUGGAACGACAACGACUCCUGCCGUCUGGCACGCAGCUUUACAUGUCGCAGGUGACAUCCGAGUUCACUGAGGACCUGGACAAGAUCCGAGUGAACAUGCACAUGCACUCGUUCACCUAUGACUACCACCUGCGCACGAUCCACUCGUACAUUUCGGGCCAGCAGCUGCUCUUCAAGCAUGGAUACCACCUGACCAGCUUCUUGGAUGACUUUGUCAAGUACUACCAAAAGUCUCCUAACUACGCCCGCAACCUCAUCUAUGCAGGCUCGGUGGUGAUUCCGAGUGUGAAUGUAGCCCCCAACCAACUGUACAACUACAUCAUUGGCCACAACAAGCUGUAUGGCAUGAAGGUCAUACGCAUGGUUCCUGUGGUUUGUGACAGCAGCAGUGACCUGGACACCGAGUAUGCCUUGGUCGAGAUCUCCAACAAGAAGGUGAGCUACCGCGACGCCAACGAUGUGCAGCAGACGGACAGCUUCUUCGUCGGCAUCCUCACCAUCCACGACACGGCGCCGGCUUUCAUCGAACACAACCUGCUCGCCCUCGGCUUCUACAUCCUGCUGACCAGCCAGCGUGAACUCUUCCCCAAGUUUUCCUCGACCACGGGGCCUCCCGGCAGCAGUGCCUCUGGAAAUGGUGACGGCACCGGCGACGGUUCCGAGGGCUGCUUCCGGCCCGUCCGGACAUUGGGAGGCACGCCUGGCGCGUCGCAGCCCACCAGCGCCGUGCCGUCGAGGAGAAGCUCGUUUGUAGUUUCCUCCGCCCCUGUGGAGCGCAUGCGCACGUUGACCACGCUGCCUCAGCAGUUGGUUCUUUCGCCGGAAGACAUGGCAGGUAGCGGCAGUAACGCAGCAGUGGCACCCACCGGCAUCCCUUCUGUGGCGUCAUCAAGUUCCCUGGGAAGCAGCAACGCUGGUGGCACAAGGUCGAGAAAGACAUCCUUCCGGGGAAUCUGCGAGGAGGAAGUGGCCUACCUUGGCUAUUACAGCUGCCACGAGACACUCAUGCAGAAGGUUAUGUCUGAACAAGCAACGGCUGUGGCUGACCACCUGCGUGAAGUGGUUGCACGGGCUUCGCUUCACUGCCGACGUGACUACCUCUGGAAAUGCCUGAUGUGGCGUCACAAGAACUCUGACGACGCCAGCAGUACAGUUCGAGAGAACACUGCACGACCAUCCAUCAGCUUUGCCGAGCUUACUGAACUGCUGGGCUAUGUGAAGACCGUGCCGCUAGACCAGUUAGACCCACAACUGGGACCUCUGCUGUCCUCCCAUUUUGGCUGGUACCGGGGCCUGCUGCGUGUGCUGGUGCAGCGAUAUGUAGACUGCCACUGCCUCUUCGUCAGCCCCGACAACACCUUGCAGUACCUGGUGGUCAUGUCCCCAAGCUGUGCGGACUCUUUUAUCCUGCUGACGAUCAACACCCAGCUCAGCCGUGCUGAUCUGCGCCUCGUGCACCGGGAGAAUUCCCAGCAAGAGAAGUCGUCUGCCGACAAAUCCUCCUCUGGCCUGUCCACUCUGCAUGCCCUGGUCGAGGAACUCGUCACCACGUGCUGCUUCCACGAAUGGGCGGGCUUGCUCACUUGACAGGACGCCAUGGAGGAAUCGGUCCUCCAGAACGCUUUGUCUCUUCCAAGCCGUCUUAUGUGAUUUUGUCUGUGAGCGAUGACUUGGCGUGUGUGCGCAUCCCAACAGUGCUGUGCACCUUGACAUCCAGGUGCAAAUUCAUCGACCUUCCCCUUGGUUGUGGCUUGCACAAGUGUUCUGCCAUAAAAUCAACAAAUAACUCCGUGAUGAUGACAGGCAGGCAUUGCUAUUUCAGAAAGUGUUGCCAAUGGAUGUCACCAGGCAUGACAGCCUUGCCAGUCAGUCAGGCAAAAUAAUGUUGCGCCAAGCAGCAUUUUCAAGCUCAACUUAUCUUCAAGUGCUGUGGUUUGCAUUAACUGACUGAGUAGCUGUCAGAUGCAAGAAGUCGAGUUUUUACUUUUUUUUUUUCACACCAAGUAAAAUGUGUGUUUUAAUUUAUAAGAGAACAAACUAUGGAGCUCAAGCCAAACCACGAAGAAGCUAGCACAUUUGUGCGUCUGAUUUGUCGCCCAAGAAAGGGUCUGCCUCAUCUUGCCACCGCCAUGUCAAAUGCCAUGCAAUUCCAGCAGUUAAGAGCUCAUGGUGAUUUCACAAUCACCUGCAUGAUGAUUUGUAACUGUCUGCAGCAGCUGGAUCUGUAUGCCGAGUGAUGAUUUGAGCACUGGGUAUUAGCAACAAGAACUUCAGUGACGUGGUGUCAGUACUUGCAAUGUCACUGUUUGAAUCUGGUUGCAUUGGGAAUCGGGAGUGUUUUUCAUGAGAACUAUUUGUAUGUAUUGUUCCAGCCAAUGGAACAUUUAUAGGAGCUUGCUUUUUAUGGUGCUCUCUAGUUAAAGCGUGGUAGAUUAUUGUGUCAGUUUAAUUUGUGUGAUUACCGGCAACAAUGAGGUUACUGUCUAGCAACCACAAGGAACACACUUCCAGCAUAUUUUUGACGUGAAAUCACCUGAGCAGUGGUGAUUUAUAUCCCACUUCGUGAUAAGUGUGCCUUUUACCAAAAGUGUGUACUGUGGGAAAGCUGAAUCUUACCUUACGUGGUGUUUGUGCAGUUAAGUUUGUACUGCAGUGCUCAAUUCCAGGCUGCAAAGAAAUUAAGUCUUUCUUUUUUUUUUUUUUUUUUUGUGGAAGUCUUCAUCCGUGUACUUAUGCUCGUGGAUGUACCACAAUGUUUGCGAGUCAGUCAGCGAAUGCAUGGGAACAAAUUACGGUCUGCAUUACAGUGCAUCCAUUAAGCAGCACAAUAUGGACACUGUGAUGCAGAGCAGCAGCACGUUAAAAUACAUUGAAAGCAAGUUCCUUUAGGUUGUGUCCCUACGAUCUGUCCAGAGCUGCUUUAGUGCCAUAACUUCAUGACAGAAGCUUUCUUGUCUUAUUUUCUGAGGUACUACAACGAAAAAUUGACACAGAUUUUAUUUUUUAUUUCGUGUGUGAUUGAGCAGUUUUGAUCUUGUCAAUCGUGUUACACCAUUUUUGCACCCGCAAUAGCAGAUUCAUCUUUUAGAUUUCGGUGAAACAGGCCGUUUUUUUUUACCCAGUCCACUUACCAAAGCUUUUUCCUAGUAAUUUUUACUCUUGAAUGUGAUAAGAAGUGCCAUGUUCGGAGAGAGGGGAAGAGAAAGAAAGAUGGAGGUCGCAUUGCAUGGAUCGUUUUCUAGAAAGUUUUGUAGAAUCUUGCAGCUUUUGAGUGUGAUAUUGAUGGUUGUUUACUCGUGGAGACAGUCAGACUACUGUACCGCUGUCACUCAAGAAUGAUUAGUCUCGCAUCUUCGUUUCUUUAACUUGCCAUAACGCCCUGCUUUCUUUUCAACUCACGCUUGAAAAUGAAAUUUCUGUGUAUCUGUAGGUGUAUGAGCGCAUGUCAUUGAUGGGAAUAAGUGUCAUGGUGUUCUGCUAUAAGUUCACUGCUCAGUAAGCCUUGCUGGUGGAAUUAUUUUGCCUUGUGUUUAGAUCUUACAUGAAAGAUGUUGCCAAGAUUGCUUGCCACAGGAGGUAAUACGUUUUUUACUAUGCUCAAAGGAGUGCUGUUUUUAGCAAUUGAGGAGUCGCUCACCUAAUUGCACUUUCAAGGCCAGCACGGUAGCAUAGUGGCACCUAGUUCUGUCCUAGUUAUGUGUCAGUGUCCUGUUUGAAGAAGUUUCAUAAGUGUGAAAUGGGAAUAGUUAAUUAAAAGUAUGUUUGGCUAAUUGAGAAUCUUGUGAAAUUCGGAGGGUCUGGCCACACCUACUGAUGCAGAUCUUUACAGCUGACUGCAAGGAAAUUUUGAUGUGCUUUUUCAAUAUAAAUAAAUAAAUUUAUAUAAAAAAAGUUCAAUCAGUACUAGCCUGUGGUCUGUAGCAGCACUGCUAGGGUUUGAGAGUACAGAGAUGGCCGCAGUAGGAUCUCCUCACAUUUUAAAACAAAUCUCUUUAGUUGUCACUAAUGUAUCUGAGCUGCUUUUUAUUCUUCUGUACUCAAGCUUUGGUGACACGUGACCAUGCUUAUGCCACAUAAAUGUACUGUAGUGAAGCGGAAUACCAGGCGCUGCAGCCACAUCGCCAGUCGUCCGGGAGACGCGAGCUCGAGAUUGCCUGAGCUAUUCUGGUUGAGACACGCUGCCUGCUGUUCUCUUGUCCUGUAUUCAUAUUAGAGUACCUAUUUCUUUUUGCAUGUCUUCAGUGUUUCAGAGACUGAAAUAACAGCAACAGUGACAUUCCUGUCUGAUACUCUAGCUUUGCACUGCAUGCUUCGUCUUUCCCAGUGGCUUUUGACACGCAGUUUCGUACAAAUUUUACAGUUCUGUGGUUUUAUUGUCGGUUCACUCGUGUCUUUUCUGACGCACUGCUUUAGUUAGAGAAGGUUUAAUACGAGUGAUCACUUGCUUAGAUCUAUUGCCCUUUGCCGUCUUUGGGAUAUAUCCGGGGCUUUUCCCGCUUGUACAUACUGCUGUUACAAGGUAAACUGAGGAGUAUGAUUAAAUUGUGUAAUUAUGGGAGUGUGGGUACUUUUUCAAGUGUAUUUAGUACUUCCCUAGGCAAGACUGUCUACUGUGAUACUUGGGAAGACAACAUAGACAAGCUGCAAAACGUGACGUCGUUAUAAUGCAUUGUUGUGGCGUGAAAAGUUUUGGUGUAACAAAAGUGAUGGCCAUCUCCAUUGAGUGAUGUGAGCGAGUGAGUUCGUUGACGUAAUCAAAUUAGCGCUAUGGUGACGAACUAUACUAGCAUGACUCUUGCUUGAGGUUACGUGUCGCUUGUUUAUACAAUACAUUUGGAUGUAAAUAGGACAUGUAGUUAGUGAUACUUGCCAUAUGAAGGUCUGAUGUAAAUAAUAGCCCUUUAGAGAGUUUGUUUAUUGAAACAUGAAGCUUCUUGCUCUCGAAUAGCCUUUGAAGAAAAGUGACUAAGGGUGAUUAAGAAUUUGCACUGCCCAUUUAUCCGUAUUUAAAUUUAAGACACAGCUGUGGUAAUUUUGGUUUAAUUUCAAGUUCUCUAGUAUCAGUAUUUACUUUUUUCAUUCAAGGGUACUCUUGACUAAAGGCCAAGUGCAAGUUCCUUUCUUUUCUUUCUUUUUGUUUGUAUUUCGCGACUUAUAAUUGGCCUGCACAGAGCUGUGGCACUUUUAAUUCACUGGCACUAAGAUUUGGUUGAUGCGGUGAAUAAGUAGAAAUCAAAAAAUAAAAAAAAAACAUUGUUAAUGUGCCUGUGAGGUGCACUGUUUUGUUGGAAAACACUAGAUUUUCUACCACGGAGUGUGUGACUUGCCCAUUAAAAAGUGUUUUGCAGAUUGUGUACAUGUGCAGUCGAGAUUCAAUAAAGUCAUCAUUCUGCUGGA